GGGCGCUUCUUGUCAUGAUCACAUCCGUCUGACAGCAUGGCGCCUCCUAUACCACAUUUAGCAGUGAGAGGGUCAGAAGGGACGUUUCUGCUCCAUGGACCACCAAACUGUGAGGAAAAUACAAGUUUCCAACGAGAUGCCCUGCAGAGCAGGUUCUUCACUUUCAGCAGUGACGGCAGCUUGUUUGGCUGGUGCAAUGGGGAUAAGGUCAAUGUGGUUAAAGCCUCGAAUGGGACUUUGGUGAAGUCUUUUGAUUUGCCGAAAGCAACGAUGCUGGAGUUCUCUCCUCAGAACAAAGUUCUGGCUACGUGGAAGCAGUACACCAAGACCCAGGAUAACCCACAGGGUGAUGCUAACCUGCAGCUUUGGGAUCUGCAAACAGGAGAGUGCAUCAAAGCCUUCUACCAGAAAAAAGCGCAGGGAUGGUGUCCGAGUUGGGCUGAUGAUGAAAGCAUUGCAGUUAGAUGUGUUAACAACGAACUUCAUUUCUUUGAGAACAACAACUUUGAAAAGAUCACCAACAAACUUCAUCUUCAGAAAGUGUCAGAAUUCGCUCUGUCUCCUGGAAACCAGCCGAGCAAGGUUUCUGUCUAUGUUCCUGGAAGUAAAGGUGCUCCGUCGUUUGUGCGGCUCUAUCAGUACCCUAACUUCAGCGGCCCCUCUUCAGCUCUGGCCAACAAGAGCUUCUUUAAAGCUGACAGAGUGAACAUGCUGUGGAACAAAAAAGCCAGUGCAGUUUUGGUGACGGCCAGCACUGAGGUGGAUAAGACUGGAGCGUCGUAUUACGGAGAGCAGACUUUACACUAUCUCUCCACUAACGGAGAAAGUGCAGUGGUGCAGCUACCGAAGAACGGCCCUAUUUACGACGUGUGCUGGAACCCUAACUCCUCAGAGUUCUGCGUGGUGUACGGCUUCAUGCCAGCCAAGGUCACGGUCUUCAACCUGAAGUGUGAGCCCGUGUUUGACUUCGGAACGGGUCCUCGAAACGCUGCGUUCUACAGCCCGCAGGGACACAUCCUGGUCCUGGCCGGGUUCGGGAACCUGCGGGGGCAGAUGGAGGUGUGGGACGUGAAGAAGUAUAAGCAGGUAUCUAAACCCCAGGCUGCAGACACCACCUUCUUCUCCUGGUGCCCCGACGGAGAGCACAUAGUGACGGCCACCUGCUCGCCCCGGCUCCGGGUCAGCAACGGCUACAAAGUCUGGCACUACACCGGGACGGUCCUGUAUAAGCAGGACACGCCGGCGGAUAAGGAGCUGUGGCAGGUGCUGUGGCAGCCGUUUCCCGCAGGAACGUUCCCGGAGAAAGGGGUGAAGUACCAGGCGGCGCCCAGCGAGCUCGGCAGCACCGAGGCCAAACCUGCCCAGGUCUACCGACCCCCGGCCCUGCGGAACAAACCGGAAACCAGCAGCUACAAACUGCAUGAAGAGGAACCACCACAGAACAUGAAGCCUGGUGCUGAGAAACCCAUGUCUAAAACAGCUCUGAGGAACCAGAAGAAACGAGAGGCUAAGAAAGCAGGAAAACAGGAAACCAAGGCAGAUGAAACCAAGGCUGAGGAAACCAAGGCUCCUACAGUGCCUGAGUCGACUUCUGCUAGUAAUGUUUCUGCUACAUCUGGAGACCCUGAAACUGACAAGAAGAUUAAGAACUUAAAAAAGAAAAUUAGGGCAAUUGAGGAGCUGAAGGAGCAGCAAGCAGCAGGCAAACAGAUGCAGAAAAAUCAGCUUGAGAAGAUGCAGAAGGAGGCCCAGCUGCUGAAGGAACUGGAGGAACUAGAGUUAGGGCUGUAGCAGACAUUUACCUUUUCAUUACAUAUCAAUCCUAUCACAACAUCACAGAUCCGUGUGUGAACGGGAACCAGAAGCUGAACCAGAUCAGAUCACAAACUGGUUUCAGUACAACCCCAUCAAAUCUGCAAACAUAAAACCCACCUUAAAGAAGAAAUCCGACGUGCUGCGAUUCAUUCUGUCUCUUUAAACGUGAGGCUGGAACCUACAUCAUGGCCUGGACCUCUAAAGGCAUUAUUGCUAUGCAAUGUUCUGUACAGUUUAUGAGGCAGGUUAUGCUGUUCUACACAUGGAGUUUAACCAGUGGAGGUGAAGAAGCUUCACUGCAGUGCCCACGUCACCAUCUGGACUCAUAUGUAGAUUAAAAGAGCAUGCCGUUUAGUUUCGAUAAAAUGAGGAAAAAGAAAAGUUUUUGCUUUGGGUUGUUUUUUUUGUUCGUCAUGCUGCCAAAAUGCUAAGUGAUUAAAUUUCCAUCAGAAAGAGAAAUAAAUAAUGGUUGCUUACAAACUACUUACA
Molecule: messenger RNA, 2304 nt
Organism: Astyanax mexicanus (Mexican tetra)
Lineage: Eukaryota; Metazoa; Chordata; Actinopteri; Characiformes; Acestrorhamphidae
Gene: eif2a
Product: eukaryotic translation initiation factor 2A
Exons: 14
Coding region: 37-1791 (584 amino acids)
Biological process (GO): translational initiation
Cellular component (GO): cytosolic small ribosomal subunit
Molecular function (GO): protein binding; translation initiation factor activity; ribosome binding
Source: RefSeq, a predicted model, not a curated record